AUGGCAAUGCACUCUUCACCACAUCAACAUGUCUACCCUCUUCUCAGUGCACUCUUCACCACAUCAACAUAUCUACCCUCUUCUCAGUGCACACUUCACCACAUUAACAUAAAUACCAUCUUCUCGGUGCACACUCCAUUAGUUCGUGUUCACCAACAAAUUUCAAAGCUUAGGAUUGGAUUGGAUGCUUCGCACGUCAUGCGAAGCGGUGAGAGUGUUGCUGCUCGUCUGGAAAGACCUGACAUCAGUAAGGAAGUACAACUCUAUUCGGACUAUCAUUCAUCGGCAUCGGAAAAAUUCAAAAGGUUCAUGAUUUACGUGCACUCGAAGGCCAUGAUAGUUGAUGAUGCGUAUAUACUACUCGGUUCGGCGAACAUUAACCAACGCUCGAUGGCCGGUGACAGAGAUACUGAGAUCGCCAUGGGUGCUUACCAGCCUCACCACACAUGGCCCAAGGAAAACAAACAUCCUCAUGGCCAGAUAUAUGGAUACCGCAUGUCCCUUUGGGCAGAGCAUGUGGGAGCCAUCAAGAAUUGCUUUGAAAAUCCUGAAAAUAUGGAGUGCUUGAGGUAUGUUAAUCACGUGGCUGAAGAUAAUUGGAAAAGAUACACAAAUCAGUCAUUCGCUCCAUUACAAGGCCAUAUCUUGAAAUACCCAUUGGAGAUUGACGUUGAUGGUAAUUUGAAAGGGUACUCUGUCAUUUGAGUGCAAUGCAGUCCCAAAUCUUGAGCCCCAAUUUAUUUUUGACUUUUAAGAGCAAGCCCCAAUUUUGUAAUUAAUCUCUCGUGGCCUGUUAACUAGAAACGUCGACGUUUUCAUCCUGCGAGAACUUUCUACACCGAUCUCUGCAAAACGCACACCACCCCCACUUAAGGCCACAGAUUGAAAGUUUUCAAAUUUGUAGUUUUUGGGCUCUCGAAAAGAACAGAUUUUUCCUGUAUUUUGAUCACAGGCCGUAAUCAACUUCCGUGCGAAUUCUUGGUUUAGAGGGAUUUGGCAAAAAAAAGGUGAACAAUGGAGGACCUGCAAUCCGCUUUCAAUGCCCACAUGGAUCAAAUGGCAGAUCUGGUUGAGAAGCUCUCAGCGGAGCUCCGUUCUGGGCUCAAACCUGCUUAUGAAAACUUCAUGGGUUUCUUCCACGCCAUUGACUGGAAGGAACCUUGGCUGAUAAGUCUUAUUUCCUUCCAUGUGCUGCUGCUAUUAGUAGUCUUCUUGUCACGAAAGAACAUCAACUUUCAAAUGUGUUUGUUCCUUCUCGCACUUGGAGGUGUGUAUUUUGCCGAGAGGCUGAACCAGUUCUUGGCUGGCAACUGGAGAAGCUUUGCGGGCCAGAACUAUUUUGAUUCCAAUGGGCUGUUCCUCUCUGUACUCUGGUCUGGGCCGCUACUGGUAAUCGCCAUCGUGAUCUUGGUGAACACUUUGUUUUCACUGUGUUAUCUGAUAGUGAGGUGGAAAAGAGCUGAGCUCAAGCAUCGGGCAAGAAUAGCUAGGAGUAAAGAGGAAUGAAUAGUCUGGUUUUGUGUUCUCUCAUCUCUGCACAGAGGAAUCUUUUUCACUGUCUUUUCUUUUUUAUUUUUAAACCCAUAAUUUUUUUAUGAAAUAUAUUUUGGUCUUGUUGUUGUAUUCCUUUCACUUUACUUCACAGUAGACUAGAGCGUAAAAUUUGUUGCAAUGUUGUCUUACAUUUUCACACUACUAUGAACAUGUGAACAAUAUUACGUUACAUAUAGCAGAGUACUAUUCACCGU
Striga asiatica is the source of this 1748-nucleotide messenger RNA. NCBI's taxonomy places the organism in Eukaryota, Viridiplantae, Streptophyta, Magnoliopsida, Lamiales, Orobanchaceae. The record is from the annotation of a GenBank genome assembly.